AUGGCAGAAAUUGGAACUCCAGCGACACCGGCGUCGCCCGUGUUCCCGGACACUCUCGGUUCGGUCACCGCCCUUGCGCGGUUUGAAUUCGAGCCCGGACGGGGCAACGAAGGCACCAAAGUCAUGAUGGUUGAAUGGCAAGACGACGACCACACCCGCUCCAACUCCGGUAGAUGGCAGGUCUCCUGGUCCGGCAAGAGAACAGUCUUCCCCGCGGACGACCACCCUUCAGACAACAUUCGCCGAGUCUACUUUCUUCUGCCUCCUGGCGCGACCAUCCCUCCUCACGUCACCCUCGCGUACCAUCCCAGCUCUUCGGAAAGGACGACCGAGGAGCCAGCCGCACCGCUGCGGAUGACGGUGAAUCCCCUGCCGGCCAUCUUCACUCCGGAACUCGGCGCCACCGCAAAGGCCGCCGGGAGACGAGGAGUGCUGCACACGAUAUGGGCCAAGAAGAGACUGCAGGUCCUCGAGGAAGAGAUCAAGCACGAGGAGGAGCACAAUCUGGAGGGCAUAGCCCUGGAGAUGGCCCUCUCGGAACGGAGCUGGAUAGAGAACAACUUCGGCGUGGCCACGAAGCCUCCUGCGUUGGAUCUGACCGCCGCCUCCAAAGCACCUCUUGCGCCGUCGAGCCCCGGCAUGCAGAGCCCACGCUCCCCGGGUGGCAGGAGGCUGAGCGAGAAAUUGAAAGGGUUGACCCUGGGGACCAGCGAGAAGGACCUGGCCGGCCGGGCCCUCAACACGCCUACGCGCGAGGUGCAUCCCUUGUCCCCCGAGGCAUCUGACCUGGCAUACUCUUCGUUCGGUGCCUUCGGGAACGGACCCUCGCCCGCGUCCGCCGCGGUCCCGUCGAAAAGGAUGGUGGCCCAGGCACCCCCUGAUCAUAUUAGACAGCAGCAGGAACGAUCCAUCGGAGGCUCGAUGGACUUCGUGACCAACAAGAACCCCACGGACUCGACUGAAGAUGAUCUUUUCGCCGUCGCUCUGAGUCCCCGAUCACCCGAGGAUACAAAAAGUCCGUUCUCUUUCUCCAGCGCUGACAUCGGGGCGUUCGAGAAGCUGAGGGGAGAGCGGUGA
Molecule: messenger RNA, 1077 nt
Organism: Exophiala spinifera
Lineage: Eukaryota; Fungi; Ascomycota; Eurotiomycetes; Chaetothyriales; Herpotrichiellaceae
Exons: 1
Coding region: 1-1077 (358 amino acids)
Source: RefSeq, a predicted model, not a curated record